GUACACCUGUCUGUGAGUGGGAGUGGAGAGGAGAAGAACACCUGAGAGGACCACAGUGACAUUUGGUCAACGGCAGGCUUUGCACCAUGGAGUUCCUUUUCCAGCUGCUGUUCUCCCCCCUCCCAACCCCUGCCAUCAUCUCCUUGUUUGCGGUGGCAGCUGCUACCCUAUUUUACCUCAACACACGGCCCAGUCCCCUCCGGACCUGCGUCGACCUCAACUGUCAAACUCUGGGUAUAAAAGAUGGAGCACGCAAAACUGCACUGCUAGAAGAUAACAACAACUUGAUGGCGUAUUACCAUGAUGAUGCCAAAACCCUCUAUGAAGUUUUUCAAAGGGGACUCAAAGUUUCAGGCAAUGGACCAUGUUUGGGCUACAGAAAACCUGGAAGGCCGUACCAGUGGUUGAGGUACAAGCAGGUGUCGGACAGGGCAGAGCACUUGGGGUCGGGGCUUCUUCACAGGGGUUUGAAGCCUAACUCAGACACUUUCAUCGGUAUAUUUGCUCAGAAUAGACCAGAAUGGAUUAUUGGUGAGCUGGCCUGUUACACCUACUCCAUGGUAGCAGUUCCCUUGUAUGACACCCUUGGACCUGAGGCUCUUGUGUUCAUUAUCGACCGAGCUGAGAUUUCCACAGUGCUUUGUGAUAAUCAAAACAAAGCAGAAACACUGGUGCAGAAUCGGGAGAAAGGCCAGACUCCAGUUCUCAAAACCAUCAUCAUUAUGGACACUUUUGAUCCUGAGCUGGUGGAGCGGGGAAAAAAGAUUGGGGUGGAUGUUGUGUCCUUGCAGGAUGUGGAGGCUGUGGGAAAAAAUAAUCUUCAAAAGCCAGUUCCACCCAAACCAGAUGACCUGAGUAUUGUGUGUUUCACCAGUGGCACAACAGGAAACCCAAAAGGAGCGAUGUUAACCCAUGAGAAUGUGGUCUCUGAUGCAGCUGGCGUUAUCAGAAGCUUCGAGUCAUCAGUGAUUCCAACGCCAGAGGACGUCAGCAUUUCGUUCCUGCCUUUAGCGCACAUGUUUGAAAGAGUUGUGCAGACGGUGUUGUAUGGUGCUGGGGGUAAGGUGGGAUUCUUCCAGGGUGACAUCAGACUGCUGCCAGAUGACAUGAAAACCCUGCAGCCCACCAUUUUCCCUGUAGUGCCUCGGCUUCUAAACAGAGUCUACGACAAAGUCCAAAGUGGAGCAAAGACGCCUUUCAAGAAAUGGCUGCUGAACUUCGCUGUGGACAGGAAAUACGCUGAAGUGAGGGAGGGCAUCAUCAGGAAAAACAGCAUAUGGGACAAGCUCAUCUUUCACAAAGUCCAGGAGUCUCUCGGGGGUCGUGUGCGGGUCAUGGUGACGGGAGCAGCUCCAAUCUCCCCCUCUGUUCUCAACUUCCUUCGCGCCUCCCUGGGAUGUCAGAUUUAUGAGGCAUACGGCCAAACAGAGUGCACAGCCGGUUGCACCUUCACCACACCUGGAGAUGCCACCUCUGGACAUGUGGGAGCGCCCCUGCCUUGUAACAUUGUGAAAUUAGUGGAUGUUGAAGAAAUGAAUUACUUUGCAUCAAAUGGUGAAGGGGAAGUCUGCAUCAAGGGUAGAAAUGUUUUCAAGGGGUAUUUGAAAGACCCGGAGAAGACUGCAGAGGCCUUGGAUGAAGACGGAUGGCUCCACACUGGAGACAUUGGGAAAUGGCUGCCAAGUGGAGUUCUUAAGAUCAUCGACCGUAAGAAGAACAUCUUCAAGCUGGCCCAAGGGGAGUACAUUGCACCAGAGAAAAUUGAAAAUGUCUAUGUACGUAGUGCACCAGUGGCCCAAGUCUUUGUGCAUGGAGACAGUCUGCAGUCCUGCCUGGUCGGCAUUGUAGUCCCUGACCCAGAAGUCCUGCCGAGCUUUGCCAAGAAUUUGGGAUUACAAGAUUCUAUUGACAAUCUCUGCAAAAAGACGGAAAUCAAGAAGGCCAUUCUUUCAGACAUGAUCAAACUGGGAAAAGAAGCAGGGCUUAAAACCUUUGAGCAGGUGAAAGAUGUGUACCUUCACCCAGAGCAGUUCACCAUUGAGAAUGGACUCCUGACUCCAACACUCAAGGCAAAGAGGGCUGAACUAAAGGCUUUAUUUCAGCCACAGAUUGAUAAAUUAUAUGCCAACAUCCAAUAA
Messenger RNA from Sphaeramia orbicularis (orbiculate cardinalfish), 2138 nucleotides. It is a transcript of the gene acsl5, whose product is annotated as acyl-CoA synthetase long chain family member 5. Gene Ontology annotation, molecular function: arachidonate-CoA ligase activity. Gene Ontology annotation, biological process: long-chain fatty-acyl-CoA biosynthetic process; fatty acid metabolic process; positive regulation of long-chain fatty acid import across plasma membrane. The record is from RefSeq and is a predicted model, not a curated record. Gene Ontology annotation, cellular component: membrane; mitochondrion; endoplasmic reticulum. Bases 87 to 2138 code for a protein of 683 amino acids. NCBI's taxonomy places the organism in Eukaryota, Metazoa, Chordata, Actinopteri, Kurtiformes, Apogonidae. The transcript has 21 exons.